UGGGAGAAGAUCUGCGAAUUGGGAGGCGGAUUUGAAGGGGAUGGAACAGAUUGCCGCCAUGGGAGUGAGGAAUAGAGCUUGAAUUUGAAUGCUGCACGCAAGGUGUUUGUGAAUAUGCCGGCUUCAAUGGCGAAUCAGCUCGGCAAUUUGGUGGAAUCCAUAAAAUCCAAGGUGAAGGCACUGAGGAAGUCGAAGAAAUCGAAGAAGCCAUACAUAAAAAUGGACAAGAGCGCGAGCGUCAAGAUUGAAAUCCGUAGCCAAAAAGCUCGAUUGUUGAUUGAUAAGACCUUGAAGGUCGCCGAUCGUCCUGGCGAUCGUACAGUUUCUUAGUCUCGUUGUGAUCUCUGCGCUUAUCGACUCUCAAGUUUAUAAUCGCUCUCUCUCGCUCGUUAUUUCCCCCUGUAAUCUUCGCGGAAUGUUCUGGUUUGUGAUGAUUUUGUUUUGGUUUGAUCGUGUAGCUACCGAUUCUGAGUUUCUCUUACAGAUUCAGAUAUGGAACCGUCUCGGAUAAAUAGCUCCGAUACCAAACAGGUAAUCAUGAAUAGCUCCGAUUCUGAGUUUCUUCUUCAUUAUCCUCAACAAAUCUCAAUCGCCAUCUCGAUCUUCCUUAUUAGAUUUAUUAGAUUUCUACUGCUUGCAAUUCAUUUCAACUCCUCGAGAUAGAAGAUUUCGAAUCUUUUGAUUUUGAAACAGAACAGUUGCCUGAUUUGAUCGAAAGAACAACAUAAAAUAAAGGCGAUUCCCUGAAUCAUUCGAUUUUUAAAAAAAAUUUCCAUUCAGAUUAACAUUGAAUUUUGGGCAUGUUA
This is a messenger RNA of Cucurbita moschata (crookneck pumpkin), 806 nucleotides long. RefSeq lists its product as uncharacterized. Lineage: Eukaryota; Viridiplantae; Streptophyta; Magnoliopsida; Cucurbitales; Cucurbitaceae. Bases 115 to 330 code for a protein of 71 amino acids. The record is from RefSeq and is a predicted model, not a curated record. The transcript is spliced from 2 exons.